Messenger RNA from Epinephelus fuscoguttatus (brown-marbled grouper), 2152 nucleotides. RefSeq lists its product as uncharacterized. Bases 229 to 582 code for a protein of 117 amino acids. The transcript is spliced from 6 exons. Lineage: Eukaryota; Metazoa; Chordata; Actinopteri; Perciformes; Serranidae. The record is from RefSeq and is a predicted model, not a curated record.
UCCUCAGCAAGAUGGCUGCAUUGCUGCGCGCAAUAGUGGCAUCCUGGUGAAAUGACGCAAGCCACAGUUUACGUUCAGUCCUCGAGGCUCUGAGCUCUCCGGUCUCCAUAGCGCAGAUCCCGCCCGACUCACAGCCCGGAAGACCGACCGGCUAUCCUCCAGUGGACCGAGCGGAACCGGUUCAUCUGAGUGAGAGUGCGAUGAGGAGAGGCUUCAGAGUGUGAGGCCAUGGGCUGCACCUCGGCCAAGCAGGUGUCGGCCGUGCCCAACGAUGAGGAGGGACGCGGCAAGGCCUACAGCAACGGGGACCUCUUCACCGAUGAAUACAAGAUGAAGGGAGUGGAGGAGGUGAAGUACAUGAGAGGGGAUGAAAAUCGGGUGAAUGCACGCAACCAGGAGAACCUGGAGAAGAGUAAUGCGCAGUACAGGGGGAAACAGCAGAAAGAGGUGUCUUCAACAAACAUCAAGUCUAAUAUUCACACGUCAGAGAGCCAGCAGGAAUUUUUCAGGAUGCUGGAUGAGAAGAUUGAGAAGGGGCGAGACUACUGUUCGGAGGAGGAGGAGGAGGAAGAUGGGACAUAGCACAGAGGCCCCCAUGAUUCAGCCCCACAGAGAGCCUCACAGUGUGUGUGUGUGAAUGCGUAUGUGUGUGCUUGUGCGUGCCUGAGAGAGAGAGACAGAGUUGAAUCAGUGUUUUACCAGUGAGGCGUUGAUGUGACGGGACACUGUACGUGUUGGUAUGAGCAUGUGUGUGUUUUUGAACGUAUGGCAAAGAUAGUAUUUUAAUCGAAAGAGAAAGAGUGAGAGAAGUGAGAAAGAGACAGAGAGAGAGAGAGAGAGAGAGAGAAUGGGAUAAAGAACACUUUCCUCAGAGACUCCAGCCCUCCUCUCUUAGCUCCUCACCCCUUCAGGCCCCUGAGCGGACAGAUGGAGGUGGCGGAGCGAUGAAGGGACGGACAGACGAAAGGAGGGAGAGAUGGAGGAGGACGUGAUGAGAAAGGACACAGUCGGUCAAACAGAGUAAUCUCCUCAAGAAGGACAGCAGCAGCCCCUCAUUCCUCCAUCUGUCCCUCUGUGUCUAUCCGUCUGCACCUCCGUGGUCCGAUCCUGAAUAUUCAACCCCUGCAAUUGGACAAAGGAACUCCCAAAUAUGGAAGCCCAGUAAGGACAAAUGUUUCAGUGGGUGUGUGGAGGACUGAGAGACACAAGAAGGCAGGAAGUGCAGGGAGGAGAAGAUGGUGAAGGCAGAGGAGUUACGUAACACCACCAGGAUCCACACUGAACUUUAUGGCCUGCCUACCUACAGCCAGGCCGGUCUGGGCCAUGAGGGACUGAGAGAAUGGGUGAGGGCGGGUGCGGGACGAAAGAGUGAUAAAUUUGUGAUAUUUUAAUAAGAAAGUUUAGGGAGCGAGCUGGUGAUUUAGAAACUCUAAACUCCUCCUGCCUUCUGAAGUCAAGGACCUUUUUUUUUGUUUGUUUUUUAUUCUGUUCCACAGACACUCGUUCAGUUAUUUUUCCCCCUUUUCAAAUGUUCUUUUCUUCAGUUUGUUUUACUCUUGGCUUCCUUCGUAGUGUAUCAUCAUCAUCUUCAUCAAUGUCAUUAUCCUCCUCGUCACCACAGCAAGCAGACUGAAGCUGCGUUAAUUCAGAGCAUCUGUGUCUCAACCCGAUCCAUCCUCCUUCAUAUACCAUGCCACUGCAGAUCCUAUCUGAAACACACACACACACACACACACACACACACACACAGUCUUUUAUUGUACAUAUCGUAGCACACGCUCAUUCCAACACGACCCAGCAUGUACAUAUAAACCACACACACACACACACACACACACACACACACACACACACACACUGUAUCCCUUUCAUUUCACCAGCAGACUGUCAUGUGCAUCAAUCAGAGGUAUUCUGUAAAGCUAUGUUUCUGCUUUGAUUCAGUGUUCACACACACACACACACACAUACACAUCCAUACACACUCUGGCACUUAAGCAGAACAUCAGGGCUGAGCUCAAGGGGAGGAUUCGUGGUUGCCGUGUAGACACAGACCUGAUCACAUAUUUUUUGUUGUCAUCUUUACCGGAUACUUCCUGUUGUAUUAUUUUGAAUACUUUUUUUCUAUUAAAAAUAAAAACGAAGAAGCUCUUAA